This is a messenger RNA of Desarmillaria tabescens, 891 nucleotides long. RefSeq lists its product as uncharacterized. The record is from RefSeq and is a predicted model, not a curated record. The transcript is spliced from 6 exons. The coding region runs from base 1 to 891 and encodes 296 amino acids. NCBI's taxonomy places the organism in Eukaryota, Fungi, Basidiomycota, Agaricomycetes, Agaricales, Physalacriaceae.
AUGGCAGAUCUCAAUGUGGCCACGGUAAUGUCGCUUUCUGGACGAGUAGGUCUCGUUACAGGCGGAGGAACAGGGAUAGGAUUUAUGAUUGCUAAAGCCUUCGCUGCGAAUGGUGCGAAAGUAUACAUCACAGGGCGAAGGUUGGAAGUGUUGAAGAGAGCAGCCGUAUCUGUAACCGGUGUCCCAGGAUCUUCCUCCCGUCAGCUCCAGAUGGAUGUGACAAAUGAAGAAAACAUUAAGGCUGGCGCACAACACAUUGAGGGAAUCGAUGGCAAGGUCGACAUACUUGUCAAUAAGUCGGCCUAUAAUACCCCUAGUUCCACUCCUCCUGCCGGAUUUGCCACAUCCCUUCGCGAUCUAGACUUCAUGACGAAGAAACUCGCCGCAGAAGAUCCUUUUGAACCCGAAACCGUACAGAACUGGGCUGAUAUCUUUGCGCUAAACACGAUCGCCCCAUUCUUCGUCGUGCGUGCUUUCCAAUCCCUUCUCGUCAAAGGAGCGCAUUCCCACCCUCAAGGCACCUCAAGUGUCAUCAACAUCAGCAGCGGAGCAGCAAAGAUGAACCUUUCGGAGUCAUUUUUCGCAUACAGCCCCACGAAAGCCGCUUUGAGCAAGCUCACCCUCGUUCUGGGAACGAGCUUUGCUGGGCGGAACAUCCCGAUUCGGGUGAAUGCGAUAGAACCUGAGGUGUUUGCGUCGGAAAUGGCACCUGCUGAUAUGUUGGAGUUGUUUAAGACUAAGCCGCCACCUGGAUUGGUGGCUCCUGUACCAGCAGGAAGACAUGGAACCGAUGCCGAAAUGGGGAUGGCGGCGGUGUACUUGGCGGCGUCGGAUUACACGAAUGGAGCAACCUUGAGGGUUGACGGUGGAGUUACAUUGGUGAAUUCCUGA